AUGACGACGGUGGCGCUUCGUCCGCGGGCCGCGACGGGACGGCCCGUGUUCCGGCGAGCCUUUGCCGCCGGGAAGGUCGUCCCUCUUAAGUCGACUGCGGCCGCCGCCGGCAUUUCCCAGACUACUUCGGUAAGCGGAGACCCUUCUGAAAACGGCCGCCUUUAUAGUUGUUCGGAAAUAAAAUGUAUUCGUCCGUCCACACUGUAUACCAGACUGUGGUACAGUGUACGCCCCGCGAGUCGAAAUUUCAAUCGUACCCGGUUUCUGAGCGUCCUAGUUUUUACUAUAUUUAGGUAUUAAACGGCGUAAACGAUUUGUCCGCUAGAAUUAUCGCUCCGAUCAAACAUAAUACGAAAACUCUCUUUUGGCCUUUUGUUUACCCGAUGGUCGGUGUAUCGGGGAGACCGGGCUUCGGUUUCCCUCGUAGUUUUCUCGCCGCGGUUGUUCGCUUUUAUCUGCACGACUUGUUAAAAUCGAAAAUUUCCUGGGCACAGCCGACGGUGUGCAGAGGUGCAGUAGGUAAGGACUUCCCUAGUAUUCAGUCGUUGUAUUAUUUCGACUUCGUAAACGCCCGAUUCCCUCCACUGGGGACAUACUUGGGGUCACAGAUUAUUAAAUAAUUUAAUAAAUUAUUUUGUCUUACGAAGCAGCCAGGUAUUAAAUAUGGAUAAUCGAAAAAAAUUAAACUCAAUAAAAUUAAUUUCAGGUCAAAAGAGACUACCGAUUGUGUAUAUCUGCUCUUUACCGGUCUAUGAAAUGGAGAAAUCAUCGUCCCGACCCUUGCGGACCGUCCCGUGGCCCGCGGAAAAAACGCCGCUGUCGCCAUCACCGCCGGUAUGACGAGCUGUACUCUGGGCUACGAAAAAGCCGAGACCGGAGUACAACCUUCUCCGUGACCCGGGAAGAUGCCGUCCGCACCGAGGACAUCUCUUCUCCGGCCUACGCAGCGAGGACCGCUUCUUGGGUAUCGGCCAGAAGACAUUAA
Cinara cedri is the source of this 985-nucleotide messenger RNA. NCBI's taxonomy places the organism in Eukaryota, Metazoa, Arthropoda, Insecta, Hemiptera, Aphididae. The record is from the annotation of a GenBank genome assembly.